Plasmodium relictum is the source of this 1188-nucleotide messenger RNA. RefSeq names its product protein phosphatase, putative. The coding region runs from base 1 to 1188 and encodes 395 amino acids. The transcript has a single exon. The record is from RefSeq and is a predicted model, not a curated record. NCBI's taxonomy places the organism in Eukaryota, Apicomplexa, Aconoidasida, Haemosporida, Plasmodiidae.
AUGAUUUUAAUAUUUUUUUCCCUUUUAAUUAUUUUUUUAAGUAAUAUGUCAACUUAUAAAAAGGAAUCCACCUCUAAUGCAUAUUUCAUAGUUGUAGAAAAAUUGAAAAGAAAAAUGAAUUAUUUACUAAAAAAGGAAGAUUGCUACUUUUAUCGACAUAAUCUUAAUAUUUUUUCAAAGGAGUUUGAAAAACAAUUAAAAAAAAAAAGUGAAACGAAAAAUGAACUGGGAAUGUUAAAUAAUUUUAUUGACAAAUUAAUUUUUUUAUAUACUAACAAUAAAAAUUAUAAUAAGAAAUGUGAUAAAAAAUUAAAUAAAAGUUCAAAUGAACUAAAAGUUGUGGUUAAACCACCAUAUUUGUUAUCAAAAAAAAAUUUAUCUUUUAAUUUUUUUAAUUUUGCAAAUCAUAUUUAUGUUAAAUAUAAAUUAAAAAAAAAUGCCCUGUUUUCAUUAAAUAAAGAAACAUAUUCUUCAUUUGAUAAACACUCUUUUUCAACUAAUUACAAAAUAAUUAAACAUCCUGAUAAAGAAGAAAGUGAAGAUUGUUGUUUAAAUGGUAAGGAUUUUAUGGCUAUUGCUGAUGGAGUAGGAUCCUGGAUAAAAUAUGGGGUAAAUCCAAGAAAAUAUCCUGAAAGAUUUUUACAACUUUUAUAUAAAAAAAUAAAUGAAAAUAUUAAUAUGAAAAUAGAAGAUGUUUUAAACUAUGCUUAUUUAAAUACUGAUAUUGAAGGAUCAGCUACUAUUUGUCUAAUAAUUUUUAACAAUAACAAUACUAUAUCAACAGCUGUAAUUGGUGAUUCUCAAUUUAUGAUUAUUCGAAAUGAUAAUAUCAUAUAUAAGUCUAAGCCACAACAGUAUGAAUUUAAUUUUCCUUACCAGUUAGGAAGUAAUUCAAUAAGCAAGCCAAAUGAUGCGGAAAUCGCACAUAUAGAAGUACAAAAGAAUGACAUCAUUGUUGCAGGAACAGAUGGUUUAUGGGAUAAUUUAUAUGAUAAUCAAAUUUUAAACAUAGUUAAACAAAAUAAUUUUUCAUCCUUAUCAGAAAAAAUAGCAAAUGAAGCAUUUAAUUAUUCAAAAAUGAAAAGAUGGAUGUCACCAUAUAUAAAAAAUUAUAAUAAAAUAUUUAGAUGCCAUAAAACAGGAGGGAAAAUGGAUGACAUAACUGUAUCAUGUGCACUUGUUUGCUAA